Messenger RNA from Perca fluviatilis (European perch), 2993 nucleotides. It is a transcript of the gene dph1, whose product is annotated as diphthamide biosynthesis 1. The record is from RefSeq and is a predicted model, not a curated record. Lineage: Eukaryota; Metazoa; Chordata; Actinopteri; Perciformes; Percidae. Gene Ontology annotation, biological process: protein histidyl modification to diphthamide. The transcript has 11 exons. The coding region runs from base 55 to 1401 and encodes 448 amino acids. Gene Ontology annotation, molecular function: 2-(3-amino-3-carboxypropyl)histidine synthase activity.
GACUUCUCUCCACUGACCUCUGUAGUCGAUUGGUUUCGUCUUUCUCUUCCUCACAUGUUUCAUGUUUGGGAGAAAAAAAACAUGGCAGCGCUCACGAGUGAAGUCCAGAUUGUACCUGCCAAAAAGCCCACAGUCCGAGGUCCACGGCGGGUAGCCAAUCAAAUUCCAGAUGAAAUCCUGCAAGACCCUGAGUUACAAGAGGCGAUCAAAGCCCUGCCUGCAAAUUACAACUUUGAGAUUCACAAGACGGUUUGGCGAGUGAGACAAGCCAAAGCUACGAGAGUGGCUCUGCAGCUUCCAGAGGGCCUGCAGAUGUUUGCCUGUGUCCUUGCUGACAUCAUUGAGAGGUUCACGGAGGCCGAUACCAUUGUGAUGGGGGACGUGACAUAUGGGGCUUGUUGCGUGGACGACUUCACCGCCCGAGCCCUGGGAGCUGAUUUCAUGGUGCACUAUGGUCACAGUUGUCUCAUCCCCAUAGACUCCACGGCAGGUAUUAAGAUGCUCUAUGUGUUUGUGGAUAUCCAGAUGGACAAUGCACACUUCCUGGACACGGUCAAGUUCAACUUCCCCCCUGGACAAUCUCUGGCACUCGUCAGCACUAUUCAGUUCGUUGCAGCACUGCAGGCUGUGAGUGCAGCCCUAAAGCCAGAGUAUGACGUGCUGGUCCCACAGUGUCGACCUCUGUCACCAGGAGAAAUUUUGGGCUGCACCUCCCCUCGCUUGGACCGCCAUGUCAAUGCCAUAAUUUAUCUGGGAGAUGGAAGAUUUCACCUGGAGUCGAUCAUGAUCGCAAAUCCAGACAUCCCUGCCUACAGAUAUGACCCCUACAGUAAGGUCUUCUCCAGGGAGUACUAUGACCACGAAGCCAUGCGUGCAUUAAGGUUCCAGGCUAUUGACAAGGCUCGAUCCGCCCAGAGAUGGGGCUUGAUCAUGGGCACGCUGGGCCGGCAGGGCAGCCCCAAAGUCAUGGAGCAUCUGGAGUCAAGGCUCCAGUCAUUGGGCAAGUCCUUCACUCGAGUGCUCCUGUCUGAGAUUUUCCCAGGCAAGCUGGAUCUGAUGCAAGAUGUAGAUGCGCAGCUGUGGCUCUACAGGAGGUCGGCUGGAAGGAAGUCUACCCCAUGGACUUCUACUCCAAUCAGAGCCUGGGGCCGUGGGCGCCCAACCACCCUGACAACCAACCAGCGCGGCCCACGCGCAGGCAGACUCAGAAACCAGGCUCGGAGCCAGCCCUACCUACCGAGCAGUGUGAGCAGAACCGGUGUGCCCCCUGUGGCUGUCAAGGGAAAUGACCCGUCACGCCCAGCCCUGUGUUUGACUCGUCCCGUGCCUGCCAGUGCUUCUGCCUCUGCUGACGGCUGGAGGGAGGUCAGACCAGAAGAAGAGAGUGGGUAUAGUCUAUAACAAGCAGAGGUAUACCCACAGGAGCCCUCAGCCGCUCCUCAUACGGAUUACCAGCCAUAAAUAAUCCCUCGUUUUAAAGCACAGACCAUUGGUCUCAUUCGCGCUUUCUGCGCGUGUUCUGAGCUCAAAAUACAAGCGACUGAGAGUAUAGCUUGUGUGUUUAAGGUCAUACAUGUUCAUGCGAGUCACAUUCCCAUGAAGGAGCUGCUCUCUGCCGCGCUAAGAAAGAAGUUGAUCCUGCACAGGGGGAAAGCGCGGGCCUUUCCGUAAUGCACACAUGGCUUUUGCGAUUGUUGGAGAGAACGUGCGCGAUGGCCUUGUGUACAUUAAAUGGAAUUAAAGCGUUAAUGUGGGUGGAUUAAGUCAAAUGCAAACCCCUUGUCCUUGCAAAGCACCCUAUGUUGCCGGACACUUCAGAUGAGUUUCCCUUCAUGCUAAAUUUCAAAGGCGUAGACAUAUUGUAUGAAGCACUUUAUUUGAUAUACAAGAGCAUGCUACUAAAAUGUGUAUUCUUAAAAUUUGAUGCACCACGACACAACCUUGUUUCUCCGUCUUGUUUUUCUGGUCAAACUCCGAAACAAUAAAUCAGGGAAUGGAACCUUGCUUGUUGUGAGUGUUUUUGAUAAGCGCAGUGCCAUGCUGAAGCCCUCAGCCUUACAAACAGUACGAGUUUCCACAGUAGAUCCAUGCGGUGCUAGUCACGACUGCUCUCCAUCCUCAUUAUUUAUUAAUGGAGGAGUCUGUCAAUAAAUGAAAAUAAAAAUUAAAAUAAAACCUCUAUUGCUGUUUAGCUGUCACAGCAGAAACUGAUUGACAGCAGCACACCGUGGCUCCAGCUGACCCCGAGAACGUGGUGAUUUUCCCCAGAUUGCAGCACAUUGUCUCAAGCGGGUAUGCUCUGUGAGUUUUGUUAUUUGCCUACAACUACUAGUUCUCGAGUCAGAUCCCUCUCCUCUACUUUCCACCGUUGUAUCUCCUUGGCAACAGAGGCCAGUGUGUGAUGCAGCCCGUCCCACCAGAUGUCUUUCUCAUGAUGUGUCUCACGUGUCCCACUAGUGGCUGUUAUGUUGAAGAGCUCAGUACUUGUUCCAGAACAGUGUGUGAUGCGCAGCGGUCAAGAAUAAAUGAUUGGGCAGCAGAGCUCUCUCGCAGCUGAGUUUUGAUUUAUUUUUUUAGCGCACUCUAUCAGGGGGAAAUGCUGAAUAAAUCCUCAUCUCUUUCCAUCUUAAAGUGUGCAGUUUUCUCACAGCCUAAAGAUUGGUUUUGCUUUAAAUAUUUAGCACUGAUUUCAACAUCAGUAAAAUGGGAUGUGUUUUCAAAAAAAAAAGUCCAAGCUGGCAAGACUAUAUUUUGUGUGUUGGGUUUAGAAUUUGAACCGAUUUAGACACCAAAGAUGGAACCAAAGGUUAUUUAAAUGUCAUAAUUAAAGUCAAAUAGGGCCCUUAUUACAUCGCUAACGUAAUUGGAUAACAAUAGUAGAGGUCUGGACACUUUGAUGUAUGCAUACCACUGUGGAAUGUUUUUUACAAUCAGGAUAUUAUUUUCUCCGUAUGUCUGAAAUGUGUGACAUUAAAUUUAAAAUUGUAAACGUA